AUGGAAGUGAAGCUCCGAACGUCUCGCUCCUUGGUCUCCAAGCUCAGCUCAGUCUCGUCCCAAACCCGUGCCGACGCCUUGAAAGAGCUUCGGCUCAUCACCAAGCUCGACCCCGACAGCCGCCCCCUCGUAGCUGAAGCCGGAGCCAUCCCCUACCUCUCCGAAACCCUCUUCGACUCUUCCCCUUCCGUCCAAGACGACGCCGCUGCGACCCUCCUAAACCUCUCCAUCUCCUGCCGCCACGCUCUCAUCUCCACGCGCGGCCUCCUUGACGCGCUCUCCCACGUCCUCCGCCACCACUCCUCCCCCUCCUCCUCCGCCUUCGCCGUCCAGUCCUCCGCCGCCACCCUCCACAGCCUCCUCGUCGUCGACGACUACCGCCCCAUCAUCGGCGCCAAGCGCGACAUCGCCUACUCUCUCAUCGACAUCGUCAAGAGCCUCAACUCGCCUCCGCGGUCGGUGAAGGACGCGCUGAAGGCGCUCUUCGGGAUCUCCCUCUACGCGCUCAACCGAGGCGCGUUGGUGGAGCUCGGGGCGGUUCCCGCGCUUUUCACGCUGGUGGUGAAGGACGGGCGCGUGGGGAUCGUGGAGGACUCGACGGCCGUGAUCGCGCAGGUGGCGGGGUGCGAGGAGAGCGAGGAGGAGUUUCCGGAGGGUUUCGGGGGUUAG
Prunus armeniaca (apricot) is the source of this 669-nucleotide messenger RNA. NCBI's taxonomy places the organism in Eukaryota, Viridiplantae, Streptophyta, Magnoliopsida, Rosales, Rosaceae. The record is from the annotation of a GenBank genome assembly.